AUGACCUUCGAAAGUCAAGGUCUUAGUGAAAGUGACUUAGGAAAGGAUGCCAACGUUUUAAUAAUGGAGUUGAAUAAAGGUUUCCAGUCAACAAACUUAGGGAUCCAAUGCAAGACUAUUGCGCAAUUCCCCUCCGUUCUUGAAAAGUAUCCAUUCCCUGUUGUAAUAAAUUCAAUAUUACUCAAAAUUACUCAGAUUUUUUGCGAUGGAAAUAAUCAUGUACGCCUCUGUAUACUACGUGCGUGUGCAGAAUGCAGAACUCACUUUAAAAAAUUGACAGUGUGUGAAGAUAUCAUCCGUAAAUUACUUCCUUUUACAGAAAGCAAUGACCCAACUGUCCGUGCUUUAACUCUACGUUUGUUUGGAAUUCUGGAUGAAAUCACGCGUGAACACCUUGGAGUUCAUCAUGCCAUCUUAAAGCAAAUCGAAUCACAUUAUGAAGUAGAAUCGGAUGCAGCUGUAUGGGCCUGUCAUACAAUCGCCCCAAUAUCUAGUGUGUUUGCUGGUAGUCUUUGCCCCAUAUUGUGUAAAUUACUCAAUGACUUGUCUACAGACACUGACACUAAGCUCAAACUUCUGCAUUUAGGAAAACAUAUGCAUCAUAAUUCUACAGUUUCUGAAGAGAUACGUCGUUGCUUGAUCGAGAUGCUUAACACGUACAAUACUACUAAUUUCGUUAGUGCCAUCUUAGAUACACUUACCACUCUAGAAACUCGUGCCCCACUACAUGUUCACAGCCAAAUCGAUCUCCUACUCAAACGGUUAUCAAUAGAAAAAAGGCCUCAGGUUCGUCAAAGCGUCCUUUGGAAUUUGAUUACUCUAGCCGAAAACAUACCUCACCACUUCGAUAAACCUCAUUUUCUUGAAUUGAGUUCCAUUUAUCAUGGUGAAAGCUGCAGCAAACUGGAUAAAGUAUUAAUACUCCAAAUAUUCUUUUGUCUAACGACAUCAUUCCAUUCUAUGGAAUUUUUAACAUUACCGUCUGGACAACUGGACACUGUUAAAUGUUAUACACCUGUUGACUGUAUAAAAAAGCUUUACAAGAUACAUCAUCCCAUUUAUUAA
This is a messenger RNA of Trichobilharzia regenti, 1065 nucleotides long. NCBI's taxonomy places the organism in Eukaryota, Metazoa, Platyhelminthes, Trematoda, Strigeidida, Schistosomatidae. The record is from the annotation of a GenBank genome assembly.